Molecule: messenger RNA, 2363 nt
Organism: Erythranthe guttata (spotted monkey flower)
Lineage: Eukaryota; Viridiplantae; Streptophyta; Magnoliopsida; Lamiales; Phrymaceae
Product: RING/FYVE/PHD-type zinc finger family protein
Source: RefSeq, a predicted model, not a curated record
GCAAACAGCAAACCAAACCGGCACGUGCCGGUGGAAGAAAGAGAUGAAAUGCCCGAUAACUGUUUAAUUGCCGGUUGAUUCGGUUACCAGUAACAAAAGGACAAUUUAAAAGCUGAGAAGUAAAGAAAAUUGGAACUCCGAACAACACACAGAAAUGCCCUCUCAUUUUUUCAAAAUUUUUGAAAAGCCCUCUCCUAAUCCACUCGCACUUUCUCUCACUAGGGUUCCGAUAAACAACUGAGAUUCUCUCUCUCCCUCUUUCGCCGAGAAAACGAUUUUAUUGGAGUCGGAAGUCGUACUAGAAGUGGAAUGGUGGAGUUCAAGGUUAGUGAGUCGCAGGCGAAUGGAAGUGGAAGUGGAAGUGAUGCGGAAACUGGUUCAUCAGGGUUAGGAGGUGGUAUGCUUACUUACAAGAGACGAAGGAUUGCCAAAGAUGUGGAGCAUGAUAUGGUUUUGGAUGAUGCAGAUACUCGACUCUUUGAGAAGUCAAUGAAGAGUUCGUCGGAUCAAGUUAUUCAGGAAAGUUCACAUACAAGUGCUUCCCAUGAUUGCGUGCUCAACCAUCAAAGAAAUAUUGUUCUCGAGCGGAUAUGCCAAUCGUUGGAAACAGAAGGUGGUCUAAAAGAAUGCAUCCAAAAUGCUCUUGCACUUCAUCCAAGAAGUGGUAGCAGAAAUACUGUUAAGGAAUCUGUACAUUAUUGUAAAUCUCGGAGCAAAUACACUUCCCCGACCGGGUCUGUUCCUGAUAGUCUUCAAAAUGAAGUUAAGGGCACUACGGGCAUACCAUCUAGUCAAUCAGCUUCUGAAUCAAAUCACGAUAGAGUUGCAAAGCUCUGUCGCUGCACCUUGUUUGAUGUUAUUAUGUCAGAACAGUUUGCUCAACUAUGCAGUCUAUUUCUUGCAAAUGGAAUGAAGGCUGACAAAUUAUUUGAUUUGAGUCACGUAAACUCAAGGAUGAAAGAGAAAGCAUAUGAAAGUUCGCCCACGCUAUUUCAUUCAGAUUUACAACAGAUAUGGACAAAUCUCCAAAGACUUGGCAAUGAUAUAAUUUCCCUCGUGAAAUGCCUGUCGGACAAAACAAUGACUUCUUUUUGUGAACAGGUAGGAAGCUCUGAAAACGGCAUUUUUGAGGAAGGCACGCAUGAGUUACUUACACAAGAAUAUAGCAUGCACAAAACGGAGCCAACACAGGCCUGUGCCGUCGACCAAGUUCACACUUGUAGGCACUGCAGAGAAAAAAUUGACGGAAGAAAUGGUUUAGUGUGUGAUUCAUGUGAGGAAAUGUACCAUUUAUCUUGUAUCGAGCCACCUAUCGAAGGAAUUCCUGUUAGAAGUUGGUACUGUGCAAAUUGCACAGGAAAGGGAAUCGAAUCCCCUCAUGACAACUGCAUAGCUUGUGAGAGAUUGAAUGCUUCUAAUCUCGAAGACGAACUGAUAUAUGAAGCACCACCAAAGGAAUUGGAGGAGAGUUCAACCGGGUUAAAUGCAAACGAAGGGGAUAAUAAUAAUAAAAGAUUUCCACACUGCAAGAGUUGUAGAAUGGAGGUUAAAAACGAAGAAGACUACAGGAUAUGCGGUCAUUCAUUCUGCGAAGACAAGUUUUACCAUGUAAAAUGUUUGACAACUAAACAGCUGAUAUCUUAUGGGCCUUGUUGGUAUUGCCCUUCUUGUUUGUGCAGAGCCUGCUUUGUCGAUAGAGACGAUGACAAGAUUGUUCUGUGCGAUGGGUGCGAUCACGCGUAUCACCUUUACUGUAUGGACCCACCUCGUGAGACCAUACCUAUAGGGAAAUGGUUUUGCACAAAGUGCGAUGUGGGAAUCCAGCGGGUACUCAAAGCUAAACAAAUUUACGAGAAUAUGCAAAAUACUAAAUCGAGAAAGAGGUCGUUGGUUGGAGAAACGAAGACAGUGGAGGGUUUGACUAAGUCUGGUGGGGGCAUGGAUAUGCUUCUAAAUGCAGCGAAAACUCUGAAUUACGAAGAGAAUCUUGUGGCAAAUGGACUCAAAGCUUAGUGAGUGUGUGUUUGUGUAUUGAUUGAGGAGGAAAAUUCUAACCCUUGAAUAUUUUUUGGCGAGACGAAGGAGUUUCGUCGUGUACCUUUAGUUGUUAAAUGUAACAGUGUAACAAUUGUAUGCUACUGCAUAUGUAGGACAUUUUUUUGCAGAAAACUGGCAGGAGACGCGAAUUCUGUUUCUGCUGCUUGUGAUGUAUUACAUCUGGGAAAUUGUAGUAUAGCAGAUUCUUUGCUCCUGGUUAUUACCUGUAGCAAAUUGUAAUAGUAUGUUUCACCACCUGUAAGAUGAUUCUUUUGACAGAGUCGAACCGGAAAUCUUCGAUUGAAAAUUUGAAAUAUGUUUUCUUU